AAAAAUAUGACGUUCUUGUUCUAUUUUGCUAUGUUCUUUCUGCUCUUAAACGCUUUCACAAUUGCACAAUCUUUGAUCCAAGAUUUUUGCAAGAAAGCUGCAGAUAAAAACCCGAAGAUUCAUUACAACUUCUGUGUCAAGUCUCUCGAAGAGAAUCCACAGAGCAAAACUGCACGUAGUCUUGACAGGUUGGUCAUGUUAUCCACGAAAAACGCAGUGUCGAAAACAACAAGCAUGAAAGGAAUUGUGGACAAGAUUCUCAAGGAGAAUAGAUUUGAAAUGUAUAGUGAGAAACCAUUACGUGAUUGCCUCGAACUUUAUUCGGAUGCUACAAAUUCCUUAAAGGAAGCUCUAACGAUCAUUAAGUCGCGUGAUUAUAAAACCGCUAACGUGGUUAUAAGUGCUGCAAUGGGUGCACCACCUAGUUGCGAAAUUGGAUUCAAAGAAGGAAAAAAACCUCUCAAAUCUCCAUUUACAAAAGAUAACGAUGUUUUGUUUUAAAUGAUUUUGAUUCCUUUUGCUUUUACAAAUAUGCUGAAAUGAAACUACAUGUGCAAGUGUUUUUUUGGUAUGAACAUAUGCAAGUGUAUUUUUAGGAAUCCUACGUCUCAAAGAGAACAUUUAACGUAGUAAAAGUAUAUAAAUGACAUGGACUAAUUUACUC
Molecule: messenger RNA, 664 nt
Organism: Arabidopsis thaliana (thale cress)
Lineage: Eukaryota; Viridiplantae; Streptophyta; Magnoliopsida; Brassicales; Brassicaceae
Product: Plant invertase/pectin methylesterase inhibitor superfamily protein
Exons: 1
Coding region: 7-501 (164 amino acids)
Biological process (GO): plant gross anatomical part developmental process
Cellular component (GO): extracellular region
Molecular function (GO): enzyme inhibitor activity
Source: RefSeq, marked reviewed